UGCCAAGUUGGCCGGUACUUAGAGUUAAACCAGAUCGCUGGACUCCCAUUGGCCCCAAGUGUUUACGGCCUCGUGGCGCGUGCUUGUAGUUUUAAAAGUAGAUUCCAACUUCAUUCUUUCUCGCCCAGUCCUUCUACCUGAGAACACCUUUCAACUCAAAUCAAACAUGAAUUCCAUCUUUUUUUCGGCCAUUUUGGCCGUAUUGUUGGCCCUGGCCACAGCAGCAGAGAAGAAAGAGACCGUCCAGUGGCAGUCAUUGAAAGUCAACGAAACCGUUACAGCCGAGGCCACACUGGACAUUUUGGUCAAGAAUUAUGAUGCCUCAGGAGAUCUGCACGGGACUCUUCGUAUUGCUCUCUUCGGUGAAACAGUCCCAAUGACAGUACUCAACUUUUUCAGUAUUUGCAAUGGCGUCAAACGUCCAUCUGGUGAACUGAAGUAUGCCAACACCUACUGUCACAGACUUGUCAGAGAUAUGAACUUCCAGUGCGGUGACGUCACAACUGGGGACGGAUCAGGAGGUAUCAGUAUGUUCGGUGACACCUUCAAUGACGAAAACUUUAUCAUCGGGCUGAGUGAGAAGGGCACAGUGGCCAUGGCCAACAGGGGGCCCAACAGCAACGGAUCUCAGUUCUUCAUCACCUUCAGAAGCUGGCAGUACCUGGACAACCUCCAUGUUGCCUUUGGCCAGGUGGUUGGAAAAGAAUCAUUGGAAUUCCUUGAAAAAAUCGGUGAAAUCGAAGUUGAACGUGACGGUAUGACUCCAACAAGAAAGAUUAAAAUUGUGGACUGCGAGGCGAAAGACGUGAAGAAAUACAAGAUCCAAAGACGAGCCUCUGUGAACGACGACAAAUUCUAGACCUUCAUUUUUUAUAGAUUUCUUGUUUUUUCUAAGUUAGAUAACCAAUAAUUGUAAAAAUGUCUAUCUGUAGACUUGUUUUGUAUGGACCAUCCGUGUAGGCCUGGCCAGCUCAGCUUUUUGUUUUUCUUGUGUUUUUUUGAAAGGAAACUUUGUUUGAAAGCGAGAACGUCAGAGAAUGUGUGUGUGUAACAUGUUUUCUUAUAAAAACAUUCCAUGGUGAGAUCUGCUGCCAAGAUCCGACAUUCAGACGAGAUCAUAAAUAAAACAUUUAUUUACCUAUG
Messenger RNA from Biomphalaria glabrata, 1143 nucleotides. RefSeq lists its product as uncharacterized. NCBI's taxonomy places the organism in Eukaryota, Metazoa, Mollusca, Gastropoda, Planorbidae. The transcript has 6 exons. Gene Ontology annotation, biological process: protein peptidyl-prolyl isomerization. Bases 167 to 859 code for a protein of 230 amino acids. Gene Ontology annotation, molecular function: peptidyl-prolyl cis-trans isomerase activity. The record is from RefSeq and is a predicted model, not a curated record. Gene Ontology annotation, cellular component: intracellular membrane-bounded organelle.